Molecule: messenger RNA, 7002 nt
Organism: Uranotaenia lowii
Lineage: Eukaryota; Metazoa; Arthropoda; Insecta; Diptera; Culicidae
Gene: woc
Product: zinc finger MYM-type protein 3
Exons: 8
Coding region: 406-5619 (1737 amino acids)
Source: RefSeq, a predicted model, not a curated record
AACAAAAAGAGUCGGUCCGUAACACCGUCACUCCGGACAGUCGGAUACAUUUUUCGAUAGCCGAUCGCGACAAAAGUGCUCCAAAUUAGUCGCAAAGUGUCACGGAACAGUGCCGAAAUUUAGUGAAAGUGUUUUCCCGCUGCCGGGACCAGUGCCGAACAGUGAAAAUUGAUGUGCAAAAAUUGUUCCCCCAGGAAGGCGUCAUUUUCUAUCAGAACUUUGCUGCUGCUUCGAGGCAAUCGGAGCCGGGCUAGAAAAAUUACACUCAUUGACAGCGGCGGAGAGCUUUCGCUUGACGGAAUUUGAGAAAACAUUCAUCGGAACGCAAUCGUCUAAUAUUAGGUUUCCCAAAAACAGUAUCAUAUUUAGAAAACUCAAGUUUCAUUCACAACCUUCGCCAAGAGAAUGGAUGAAUAUAGCGAUCAAACCCCUCCGGCGGACGAACCGGUUACAACCGCUGCAGAAGGUGAGCCAGCUUCAACAGCGGAAACAGAUCCAACCGUCGGAGAACAUGCUACGGAUCAAGAGACACUCGUUGAAGCACACCCGGAACCGACGGAUGAAGGUGGACUGUCUAUAGAACAAGAACUGGAAAGCAUGGAACAGGAAACGGAGCCGGGAGCGGUCGAUGCAGGACGAACAGUCCAUCAAGAGGUAAUCCAAGGAGAAGAGGUAUCCAACUCAGAAACAUUCGAUGAAGAACACGUCGAAGAAUCUGAGACAGCUGUUGAAGAGCAGGGGGUUCAAGACGCUGUCGAUGCUGCGCAACCGGAUGAGCUUGCUGGAGCUGACGUUGUGGAAGGUCAUGAACCGGCUGACAGUCAAGAAGAAAUUGAAAAAUCCGCGUCAACAGAACAAAUGGAAGUUGAUCAAAGCCCUCCUGCUCACGAAGACGAAUCACAACCUUGUGAUAAUACUGUAAACGACGAUGGCGGCGGUGGAGGUUUGGAGCAGACUAGUCGCCCGGAAAGUAGCGCUGCGGAAGAAUCCAAUACUGGUGUAGACGAUGGAGAUAGUUUUACGCCAACACUUACCGCAGUCGAAGAAAAGGGCGAAAGCCAAUACGUCGAUCAAGAAGAGGAAGCCGAAACGGGUGAUAAAGACCGCCGGGUGAAUGAAAGCGAACUGUUAGAUGAUAUCGAAAUGACGAACGUCGAAGAAAAUCAACCCCACGGAGAGGGAGAACCGAUGGAUGAGACGGACAAGUCGCACGAUCGAUCGACCACGUUGGAUCCAUUCGAUCAGGUCAAACAUGCCGAACAGUCCAAGGACGAUUCCGCAACGCAGCACAAUGAGAGCAGUAUGGCCGAGGAAGAAACGGCGGUAGCCGCCGAUACCACCGAAAUGGAAGAGGACGAAUCCCAUCAUGAUGACGAUGGCGAUGACACGGCUGCAACGGCCGAUGCGAUGAGCGAAACCGUUGCCACCGAGGGAGGUGACCAUGCUGAAGAACACACCGAGGGCGUCGAUGAGGUGACCGAAAGCGAAGGCGUGGAUGAGCAUGUGUGUCUGCUGCCGGACGAUGAGCGUGAACCUUCCGAGGCGGACAAGGAAAAGGCGCGUGCCGUGGCCAGUGCAGAUGAAGAUAAAGAUGAACCUUCGGGCACCACCACAGAUACUUCGGCGGAUAAAUCGGCUGAGCAGCAGCAGGAGGGUCAAGAUAAAGAUCAGGUUGAUGGAGAGUCGGCCGAUACGGAAAGUGUUGCGGCUGAGAAGGAAUCAGAAAAGGACGGCACAACUGAGGAAGCUGAAGUUCGAUUGGAAGCUGGGGCUGAUCAAUUGGAUGAAACGGAACCGGACAUUGAACCGGUUGCUGAUGCCCCACCACAGGUCAACGAAAUCCGCGAGGUUCCGGAACCAAUGGAGUACACUUGUUUGAAAUGCAGCGCCACCAAGAUCUGCGAGUAUAGUUUGAUUCAACAGGACGGAGAAGAGGCAAACUUUAUCUGUUCUUUCGAUUGUGUCCAGUCGAUGCGUACUGAAAACCCUGGUCGAUAUGUGCUCACUCAGAAACGGGUAUCUAUUGUGCAAAUAUUUGAUUGCGAGGAACAAUGUCUGCGGUGCAGUAAAACCACAACAUGCAAAUAUCGUUACCUAACUGGAAAAACCACCGAAGGCGUCAAGUAUAAAUACCUUUGUGACAUGAAAUGCGUGGAGCAUUUGACCACAAUCAAUGGUGAAAAAUAUGUACUGAAGAGAAAACGUUAUCUCAUUGACGAAAAGAUCGAAGCAGAGGAUAAAAAGUGCAUACAAUGUAACGAGAAUAAAAGUUGCAAAUACUUUUUCAUGCAAGAUGAAGAUGAGCUGUUCAUUUGCCAUGAAGAUUGUCUGAAUCUUUUGAUGACGGAACAUCAGGAUUUGUUCCGGUUGAAACGUAGAUCGGUGAGGGUACGGGACCUGCCUAAGCGUGUUCCAAAUGAAUCGGAAAAUCCUCCAGAACCCGCUAGCAAGUUUGUGGCACGAUCGGAGGAAGAGGCGGAACAUGCUCGCCUAGAUAGGGAGGCCAGCUACAUGAGACGUUGCGCACAAUGCUUCCAACUGAUUCAACUGAACGACAGAACCCUGCAGUGGGAAACGUUGGAUUUCUGUAACGAGAAAUGUUUAGGAGUUUAUCAGAACUCGGUCGGUUCUAACUGUGCCAUGUGUACUAAUCCAGUUUCGGUGACCAGUUUGGGCAAAUACUGCGUACGAUUUGGUUUCGAUGUACGUCAGUUUUGCCGUUCGAGUUGUUUGGAUCAGUACAAGAAGAACCUGAAGGUUUGUUCCUACUGUCAGCGAGAUAUAACCGUUGGAGAUUUGGGAUUCCUGGCACCCGUCGGAGAUAAGGGUUUGUUCAAGGAUUUCUGCACCCAGGCGUGCUUGAAAAAAUACGAAGAAGUUUUAGAUCCAUCAAAGCGACAAGUUAUGCAUACUUGCGCUGUCUGUAAUCAUGAAAAGAUUACGAAAAUUAACGUCGUUUUGGACAACCGAGAGCACUUUUUCUGCAGUACCCCGUGCUUCUCAGCGUUCAAGUUUGUUAAUAAUGUGAAUCCGGACGAGUGUGCCAUGUGCAAAAUGUACUUCGAACGAAAGUCCACAGAUUCCUAUACUAUUUUCACCUCUGAUCGUGGACCGGAAGGAGCGCCGUUCUGUACAAAGAUUUGCAUGAACCUCUUUAUUAUCACCAACAGGAAAAUAGUAUCGUGCAACUGGUGCAAAGUUAAAAAGUAUAACUUCGAUAUGAUUCAAAAAUGUGUCGGUAACAUGGCAAUGUGUUCUCUCAAUUGUCUUACAUUGUGUGAAGUUUCCGUCAACGCACUUUCGAUGAAACAGAUCCACUGCGAUCACUGCAAAUUAUUGAAAACGCCCCAGUAUCAUUUGACGAUGAGUGACGCAAGUGUGCGAAAUUUUUGUACCUACCAGUGCGUUAUGUCUUUCCAAAGUCAGUUCAAUAAGACUCCCCUGACAAUUGAUUCGGAAGAAGCUAGGAAUAGUCCGGUUCCAACUGGUCUUCCGAAGCGUGUGAAGAAAACUGCUACCCUACCAGCAUCAGCAUUGGCCGCUACCUCAGCGACGUCACCGGUACAAGCUACACAAACGUCUGCCAAAAAGGGCCGACCCUCACGGACAGCUGCCGCCGUGGCUAACGCCGUACUGAACUCCAGUGAUAACCUACCGGUUAUAGCUUCGGUACAAUCGCUAGCGUCACCAGGGACAGCGGCAUCAUCGUCGAACCUUAAUCGUUCAACCCGUUCCCGUGGUCGUCCAUUAGGCACCUCAGACCUCAACUCUUCAGUUGAUAUGCCUCAGCUGCGGGUUUCAUUGGAACCACUUACCGUACAGUUGGCCAGCAAAGAAAAGGAAAAGCCACCGCCACCGCCCAAAAUUGAGCAUAGAACACAAAUCGUCACAAUUCCCCCAGAGCCUAUUAAGGUAGCAAACGCAACAACAAUGUGUAAACCUAUUCAACAAUCCAAAGCUGUCAGUUGUCGACCGGUGCAGUGUAACGUGGAGUGCCAGACCGAAGAAUGGCUGCAAAGGAAAAUUGUCAUUCCAAUUCCAGUACCGAUAUAUGUUCCUACACCUAUGCACAUGUACUCUUUGCCUACUCCUGUUCCAGUACCUUUCCCUCUGCCGAUACCUGUCCCAAUUUUCAUUCCAACUACACGAAACUCCGCCAACGGUAUCAUGAAAGAAAUCAAGAAGAUUCAGGACAAGAUGCCCACAGAUCCAUUCGAGGCUGAGCUGCUCAUGAUGGCCGAAAUGGUAGCUGGCGAAAAGAAAAAAGACGACAGCGAUUCAGAUUCCGAUGAUGGUGGAGCAGCCGAUCAGUUCACAAGCACCAACAACGACACAAUCGAAAACAACACUUCGUUCAAUGAAGAUCUGGUUCAAAUGGCCCUCAAGAUGGCCUCGAACGACUUCGAAGAUCCUCCAGUGGAUCUAGAAUCGGCCAUGCAGGCAAACACCAUUGCCCACCAACAGCAACAAGCUGCCCACCAAGGCUACGACGACGGAUCUCAGCAGCAUCUGCACCAUCAUCAGCUGAUGAUGCUUGAGCAGCAACGACAAGCUCAGGCAGCCGCAGCUGUCGCAACCCAGGCUCAACGGGGUCGCAAACGAGCACCGGCUACUCCACGCGCCAAUAACAACAACAAUCGUCAGCAGAUCUCGCCUAACAAACGGAUUAAGCGGGAACAAAUUAGUGAACCUUCGCCGGAACCACCGCGGGAACCCGUCGAAAAACCGGACGCCAACAUGUGUCUCAAGUAUACCUUCGGCGUUAACGCUUGGAAGCAGUGGGUGCUCACGAAAAAUGCCGACCUCGAGAAGAGCACAAUUCGGAGAAAACCGUUCAAGUCGGAAAUCCUGCAACUCACGGCGGACGAACUCAACUAUUCGCUCUGCCUGUUCGUUAAAGAGGUGCGGAAACCUAAUGGCACCGAGUACGCCCCCGAUACGAUAUACUACUUGGUUUUGGGUAUUCAACAGUAUCUGUUUGAAAAUGGACGUAUCGAUAACAUCUUUACCGAUCCAUAUUAUGAGCGGUUUACGGAUUGUUUGGAUGAGGUCGCCAAGAAAUUCUCCGUUUUGUAUAACGAUUCUCAAUAUAUUGUAACCCGAGUGGAAGAGGAACACCUAUGGGAGUGUAAACAAUUAGGUGCCCAUUCCCCACAUGUUCUGCUCAGUACCCUGAUGUUCUUCAACACCAAACACUUCAAUCUUACGACGGUCGAAGAGCACAUGGAAUUAAGCUUCUCGCACAUAAUGAAACACUGGAAGCGAAAUCCGAACCAGGGUGGAGCAAAAAUGCCUGGUUCACGAAACGUUUUGCUACGUUUCUAUCCGCCUCAGUCUUCGCUGGCUGCGAAUUCUCGAAAGAAGAAAGUUUACGAACAACAAGAGAAUGAAGAGAAUCCGCUGCGAUGUCCGGUGAAGUUAUACGAGUUCUACUUGUCCAAGUGUCCGGAAAGCGUAAAGACCCGCAACGACGUGUUCUAUCUGCAGCCGGAACGUUCCUGUGUGCCCGACUCUCCCGUUUGGUACUCGACACAGGCUCUCAGCAAGGAGGCCCUCAGCAAAAUGUUGCAUCGCGUUAAGAUGGUGAAAGAAAUCAACAUCGCACUGCUCACCAGCUAAUGAAACGAGACCCAGAACAAUAACGAGAUAGAUGGUGACAUCAACUCUACCAACAACAACUACAUCAACAAAAGCAGUAAAACGAAGGGCGGUAAUAAAGUGGCAGCUGCCGCGGCCGUUGCUGCCGCUGCUUUCUGUACGAUGAACCAGCAAGUGGCCAACGCGCUCAGUUCACUUCCAUUCCGUAACUCCCAGUCGACAGACGAAGGUAGCGCCGUCAUCAUUGGAAACUCAUUUGGAAUCACCAAUCACCAACAUCAACAACAGCAGCAGCAGCCUCACUCCGGCAACAACAACAACAGCUUUAUGGCCAACAACACAACCCGUCCUCCACCGCCACCGGAUUACGAUUAUUACUACAGCGAUUACUAUCGCCGGUGGAGUGGGAUCAUGAAUUUCUACAAGUAACCCCUGGGCAAGAACAGUUAGAUGAUAAAUCGCCUAUCUUUCUCACUCUCUCGAAGAUUCACCUACUUGGAGGUUUGCCCAAUGAAGGGAACUUUUAUUCGUUCCCGAUUGUACAUCAGGAAGAGUGUUUCCAAAGUAAUCGUGCCAAGCACCAGUCAGUGACCACUUCUUCCUUCUCUUCUUCAAUCAUAAUCAAUCAAAAAUAAUUGGGAAGAUUCGUAAUUUUUCACAAACCUAUGCGAGCAUUAUUUUUUGCCGUAAAAUUUAUAAGUUUUGUUGUUAUAUUGAUUUGAGUCAGCUCAACGCGUGUGCGUAGAUUUUAUUUAAGUUACAAUUGAAAAGGAGGAAAAAAACAGAAAAAAAAAUAACCGGAAACACUUAUAUUGUUCUUAGGUUGAAAUGCUUUUUUUAAAUUUAGGUAAGAGACUAAUUUUGCCAUUCAGGUAAACGAAAAACCGGAAAACCCCGAAUGAACGAUAAAAUUUAAUGAUAGUGUUUAAACCUCCCUGUAAAUAUGACCCUACAAGAUUGCUUAAUAUAGUGAUUAGCAGUAAAUGGAAAUCUUAUCCUUUGUAAUAAACUGACAGACAGACCUUCUACGCUCCUAAGAAAAAAGAAUGAAAACAAAAAAUCCCAUUAAAAUCAAAGCUACAAAAUUAACAUGGUAUUGAUAAAGAAGCAAAAAUAUUGAAUCUUGAAUGAAAGAUUAAGCUAUUUAAAAGUAAAACAUAGAUUCUAGUAAACGAACACCUGUAGAUGGAAGAAACUAAUGAACGCAACACAUCCACAUAAAACAUAAACAAGAAUUAACAAAAUCGUACCGAUACACACAACACACAUCUUUUGCUGUUAACAGGAGAAAAGAUACAAACUCUAUGAAAUUAAUGUAUUUCUAUAGUAGCAAGCUCGAGAGAAUCACAAAGCUAAAAACCUUUCCCAAUGGAGUCAUGAGAAAAUAAACAUUGAUUAAAGUAA